Chanos chanos (milkfish) is the source of this 1617-nucleotide messenger RNA. RefSeq names its product primase and polymerase (DNA-directed) (gene primpol). Gene Ontology annotation, cellular component: nucleus; mitochondrial matrix. Gene Ontology annotation, molecular function: chromatin binding; DNA-directed DNA polymerase activity. The record is from RefSeq and is a predicted model, not a curated record. Gene Ontology annotation, biological process: error-prone translesion synthesis; replication fork processing; response to UV. NCBI's taxonomy places the organism in Eukaryota, Metazoa, Chordata, Actinopteri, Gonorynchiformes, Chanidae.
AUGAAACGGGGAAACUGGGCGGAGAGGAUUAAGUUGGUAGAGAAGCGUGCACAGUUUUUCCAGCAGACCCCGAUAUGCUGCCCUUACAAACCGCGGCUAUCACGCCCGUGGCAGCCCUCUUCUGUCUGGAGACUCUUCCCACGCCAGAGCCCUGCGGUCGCUUUCAGUCAGACCUGUAAGGAGGAUGUACAUGUCUUUGCUCUGGAAAGGGACCAGGCAAAUGGGGGACAGAGAAUCUAUCUGGUGACCAGCUACAGCGAACUUUGGCAUUACUACAAAACCUACCGUGAGUCUCUCAUGCACUGCUAUGAGGUCAUUCCUGAAGGAGCCGUGUGCAAACUCUACUUCGAUCUGGAGUUUGAGAAGGCAGCCAACCCAUGCAGAGAUGGAAAAGAGAUGGUGGCUUCACUUAUUGAGUACGUGUGUGAGAAACUGGAAGAAUUCUACGGUUUAAAGAGCUCCAGCAAAGAUGUUCUGAACUUAGACUCCAGCACCCCUCAGAAGUUUAGCCGCCAUCUCAUCUUCCUUCUGCCCAAUGCUGCAUUUAAAGACAACGCCCACGUUGGGCGGUUUAUCCAUAUGAUUCUUCAGACUGAAAUUCAGACCCUGCAGAGAAAGAGAAGUGGUAGCCACGUCCACCGCGGCGCGGAGAAUGUUCCGGAGAGUCCGCCGUCUAAAAGAAGGAGAGACGGAGAGAGGGAUCUUAGUUUCCUCGUGGUGAAAAACAAAGAUGGCCACGACCAGCUGUUUGUAGACCUCGGCGUCUACACAAAGAACAGAAACUUUCGCCUUUACAAGUCGACCAAGUGUGGGAAGAACGCCGCAUUCACCGUCGCCCAGGACAACAGAUUCGCCCCCCCGCCCGACAAGCAAACCACCGUCGAGGAGUCCAUAUUUCUGUCCUCUUUAAUCACCAAUGUGAGUUUCACAGGGCAGAGGAUUCUGACGUGUGAUGUUCCUCAUAAGGAAGAGGCUCAGGGCCUCCAGAGCUGCUCUGCUCAGCAGACCUCCACAACCAUCUCAGAUGUAAGUGGCGACCAGCAGUGUUCCCCGUACAGAGAAGUGGACGACUUUGUGAGGACGCUGGUGUGCAAAGAUGGCAUUGAAGGAAGCAUCAGGAGAUGGAGCUACUUUGUGUCCGAGCAGCUUCUGGUUUAUGACAUCCUGAACUAUCGCUGGUGUCUCAACAUUGGCCGCCAACACAAGAGUAACAACAUCAUGAUCCUGGUGGAUUUGCGAGAGGAGGUGUGGUAUCAGAAGUGCCACGACCCGGAAUGCAGGAGGCAGAACUUCAGGUCGUCCAGUUAUCCACUCCCUGAGGAGGUGUGCAUGAGUCAUAUGCUGAAGGAGGAUGAAGACGACCAGCAGUUCCUGAUGGAUGAGGCGGGGAACAUAGAGUUGAGUCAGAGGCCCGCAGUUCCCGGGGCCUCAGGUCCAGGAGAUGGGGUGUCUGCCACAGCGGACGCCCGGUCAGGAGACACCGAGGCCUGGGACGACUGUCCCGACGACUCCUGCUACCUGGAGGCUCUGGAGGAAGUGGAGCGGAAUGUGGAGGAGGAGGUUUCAGAUGAUCUCCUCAUCCAGGCUGUGGCUAAAUAUGAAAACGGAACAGAAUGA